Nannospalax galili (Upper Galilee mountains blind mole rat) is the source of this 6988-nucleotide messenger RNA. It is a transcript of the gene Rfx3, whose product is annotated as regulatory factor X3. The record is from RefSeq and is a predicted model, not a curated record. Gene Ontology annotation, molecular function: RNA polymerase II cis-regulatory region sequence-specific DNA binding; DNA-binding transcription factor activity, RNA polymerase II-specific. Gene Ontology annotation, biological process: regulation of transcription by RNA polymerase II. Gene Ontology annotation, cellular component: nucleus. The transcript has 18 exons. NCBI's taxonomy places the organism in Eukaryota, Metazoa, Chordata, Mammalia, Rodentia, Spalacidae. Bases 252 to 2501 code for a protein of 749 amino acids.
UGUGAGUUAUAGCAACCGUUGCCUUGUGAAUCAAGCGCCAUAGUCACCGUAGUCCUGGCGACUGUUACCCAUCAACAACAACUACUCCUCUCCUCCUCCUCCUCCUCCUCCUCUUCCUCCUCCUCCUCCCCACCACCACCAUCUCCAUCACCCACCAACAACACCACAAUAAUCCACAGCCAAGAGAUUUUUAUCAGAGGAAUGUAGACUGGAAUCUGCAAUGGUUCACAAAAUCCCAAAGUGAGACCAUCAUGCAGACAUCAGAGACGGGUUCGGACACAGGCUCGACAGUGACUUUACAGACAUCUGUGGCUAGUCAAGCAGCAGUGCCUACACAGGUGGUACAGCAAGUGCCAGUCCAGCAGCAGGUACAGCAGGUGCAGACUGUUCAGCAGGUACAACAUGUCUAUCCAGCUCAGGUGCAGUAUGUGGAAGGAAGUGAUACUGUCUAUACUAAUGGAGCAAUCCGAACAACAACUUAUCCUUACACAGAAACACAGAUGUACAGCCAAAACACUGGAGGAAAUUACUUUGAUACUCAAGGAAGUUCUGCACAGGUGACGACCGUGGUCUCCUCCCACAGUAUGGUGGGCACUGGUGGUAUUCAGAUGGGUGUCACAGGAGGACAACUCAUCAGCAGCUCUGGAGGAACCUAUCUGAUCGGAAAUUCAAUGGAGAAUUCUGGUCAUUCAGUGACACACACGACUCGGGCCUCCCCAGCUACAAUUGAAAUGGCGAUUGAGACGCUGCAAAAGUCUGACGGUCUGUCCACUCACAGAAGCUCUCUUCUCAACAGCCAUCUCCAGUGGUUGUUGGACAAUUAUGAGACAGCAGAAGGAGUGAGCCUUCCGAGAAGCACUCUGUACAACCACUAUCUGCGACACUGUCAGGAGCACAAACUGGACCCAGUCAACGCUGCCUCUUUUGGAAAACUAAUAAGGUCAAUUUUUAUGGGACUACGAACCAGGAGAUUGGGCACUAGAGGAAACUCCAAGUACCAUUACUAUGGGAUUCGUGUGAAACCAGAUUCCCCUCUUAAUCGUCUACAAGAAGAUAUGCAGUAUAUGGCGAUGAGACAACAACCCAUGCAGCAAAAGCAAAGGUACAAGCCUAUGCAGAAAGUGGAUGGGGUUGCAGAUGGUUUCACAGGAAGUGGUCAACAGACAGGCACAUCUGUUGAACAAACUGUAAUUGCCCAAAGUCAACAUCAUCAACAGUUUUUAGAUGCAUCUCGAGCACUUCCAGAGUUUGGAGAAGUUGAAAUCUCUUCUCUGCCAGAUGGUACUACCUUUGAGGAUAUCAAGUCACUGCAGAGUCUUUAUCGAGAGCACUGUGAGGCAAUAUUGGAUGUUGUUGUGAAUCUUCAGUUUAGCCUGAUAGAAAAAUUGUGGCAAACAUUCUGGCGCUAUUCUCCCUCAACUCCAACUGACGGCACUACCAUUACUGAAUCAAGCAAUCUGAGUGAAAUAGAAAGUCGACUUCCGAAAGCAAAGCUGAUAACUCUGUGCAAACAUGAGUCUAUCCUGAAAUGGAUGUGUAACUGUGACCAUGGGAUGUACCAGGCUUUGGUGGAGAUUCUCAUCCCCGACGUCCUUAGACCCAUUCCUAGUGCCUUGACCCAAGCCAUUCGAAAUUUUGCAAAAAGCCUUGAAGGUUGGCUUUCCAAUGCCAUGAACAAUAUUCCACAGAGAAUGAUACAAACCAAGGUUGCCGCUGUAAGUGCCUUUGCCCAGACUCUGCGAAGAUACACAUCGCUCAAUCACCUGGCCCAGGCAGCUCGCGCCGUGCUUCAGAACACUUCCCAGAUCAACCAGAUGCUCAGUGACCUCAACCGUGUUGACUUUGCCAAUGUCCAGGAGCAGGCUUCCUGGGUGUGCCAGUGUGAUGACAACAUGGUUCAGAGACUAGAAACAGACUUCAAGAUGACGCUUCAGCAGCAGAGCACACUGGAGCAGUGGGCCGCCUGGCUGGACAACGUGAUGAUGCAAGCACUGAAGCCCUAUGAAGGAAGACCCAGUUUUCCUAAGGCCGCCCGGCAGUUUCUGCUAAAAUGGUCUUUCUACAGCUCAAUGGUUAUCCGGGACUUAACAUUACGCAGUGCUGCUAGCUUUGGCUCCUUUCACCUGAUCAGGCUGCUCUACGAUGAGUACAUGUUCUACUUAGUAGAGCAUCGUGUUGCUCAAGCAACAGGAGAGACACCCAUAGCAGUGAUGGGCGAGUUUGGUGAUUUAAAUGCUGUGUCGCCUGGAAAUCUGGAUAAAGAUGAAGGCAGUGAAGUGGAAAGUGAAAUGGAUGAAGAGCUGGAUGACUCUUCAGAGCCUCAAGCCAAAAGAGAGAAAACAGAGCUGAGCCAGGCGUUCCCGGUGGGCUGCAUGCAGCCUGUCCUGGAGAGUGGCGUGCAACCAAGCCUGCUGAACCCCAUCCACAGCGAGCACAUCGUCACCAGUACUCAGACCAUCAGGCAGUGCAGUGCCACAGGAAACACCUACACUGCAGUCUAACAAUAUGAAAACAGAUCUUUCCAGCUUACUUUAACCCUGUUGAUACUGGGCUUAAGCUGAAAUUUUAACAGGCCUGAAGGUUGACUGUUGUCAAAUUCUAUCUGUGCUGAACAUUACCUUUUCAGAGUUGUGAAAUGGAAUGGGUGUAUGUAUUUUUCCAGGUCUUUUUUUUUUUUUUAACACAAAUUGUUUGCCUUUUAAUAAUAAGAGUUUUUGGCCGUUAGUUUCAGGUGUCAAGAAGGAUUUUUACAACACUUAAUGUCAAUGUUUUUGUUUUCUCAUAAUUAAAAAGUAAUUUACAUUUUGUAGCUUAAAAUAUUUUAUUGUUGAUUGUUAGUCUUGGUGUAUGAUUUUAUGUGUAAGUUUUAAAUUAGAUGCACUUCUGUGAAAUAUCAAAAGAAAUGAAUUUCUUUGAUUUACACUGGAGGCAUGCCCGUUUGGCAGCAGAUGCAUCCAAUUUGCUUUUGAAAGGUGCUUUUCAUUGGACAGAACUAUAAGACACUAUUUUGAUAAAAUUUUGAGUACGGAGAGAAUACAGAGCAUUUUUAUUAUAGUGCAAGAGGGUUGGGAAGGUCAUCUAUUUUUCUCUGAAGAAAAAUUGAGCUGUGCAUUUAUCAGUCCAGGGUAAAUGACAGAACUGCAAGAGAUUAUGCUAAUAUGUACAUAAUUGUGUACAUAAUUCUUAAACCACGUUAACAAUGCAAGCUUCCGUUAGACAUUGACUUGUUACUAUUAUUUGCAUACCAAUUCCUCUGUUUAAAGACUACUGAUUCUGUAUUGGGACCACUGCACAGAUGCAUUCUGCUAUUAAGUGGGGCUGUUGUAGUUAGAUACUGAAGCUGAAGAAAAAUGACUUGACUUUUUUUUUAAGUGUACAUGCUACUUAUACUGAGCUGGACAUACAGGAAACCAUUCCAUUUGGAUGACUUUCUUUUAUUCCAGGUCUUUUUUUCUAAUAGUAGUUCACUAUGCUGCUAUUAUAAAAGAAAAUUUAUAGAAUGCAAGGAAUGUAGCAACCUGCAUAUUGUUAUUUCCUUCAAAACUAUUUCCUGGUUUCUAAAGUACGUGGAUUUAAAUUUUAAACAGAACCUGAAGGCAGUGUAACUGGCACACCUCACUGUUGCUUACCCCAAUUCUGUAGGAUUUGGAUAGGUGGCUGGAUGGACCAUUGCCAUUGAAGAAUGUACAUCAGGGAUCAUCGUACCUCGGCUAUUACAUGGUGCCUUAAAACAGAACUGAAGCUAAGGUUUAGUACGGUUUAUUUUGUUCAUGUGAAUAACUCUUCAAUCCAUUUGAUAAAGUGUGCCUGUCAUGUUCAGAUUCCUGAAGUAAGGACAGGUUACAUGUUCUUCAAGGGAAAUUUAGGGGAAAUGAAGCAAAACAAAAAGACAAAAAACCAGUUUCUCUCUUUGAGUGACCAUGAACCUAUCUAUGUUUUAUCCUUAGAGCUGAAUAUUACUUGAUUACAAAUCAAAUUGCUUAAGGGUGUGGGAUAACAGGCUAGUUUUAAUACCAACGUGUUACAUAAAAAUCGUAUGUUUUAGACCAUUCUUAUCUAGUUACAAUUCUAGAAAGUUAACAGAAUAAGCAGGUACUUAUUGAAGUGCAUCUUUUCAGUCUAAAUGUCUGUUCAUCUGUCUGGGUGUCUAUAUGUUCAUACACACACACACACACACGUGCCCAUGGAGCAGGAGUCUGCUCAGGUCAGAAGGUCCUAGAGAGCACAGACCCAUCCCAUUUUAAUUUGCAUGAAAAUCCAAGGUUCUUUUAAGCACUCAAACUAUUUUUUAAAGAUCAUCAUUUGAUUUAAAUAGUUACAAAAGAAGUCAGCAAAAGUCAAUAAAUAACUAAAUCAAUAAAGCCAAAAAUAAGAGGAUAGGAAAGCACGAAGUGAUUUCUAGAUCACUGAUAAGGCCUACAUUAAACUCAAGAUGUUAUCUUGCCAGUUGGGUUGGAUGAAGGGUAGGGGCUUGAGAAGAAAAGGCUGAGCCAAUCUGGAAAGUUAAAAAUACCAAAUGGCUUAUUAGGUAACACAGUAUAUUUAAACUGAUUGACUCAGUCUUCUGAAGAGCAACAACAUUUAAGUAAAAUUUAAAUGUUUUCAAUAUAAUUUCAAUAGAUUACAUUUUGUAUUGUGCAACAUACUCACAUGGGAGUCUUCACGAGCACCCUGGCAUCAUUUCAUUUGCUAAAUAUCACUGAAAGGGUCAUCCCCAUUUUUCCCUCAAGAGGCAAUGAAUUUGCAUCUUCCCCAUAGCAGAAAUCCAGCAUAAACUAUAAAAGACAAUGUAUCGACUUCAUUGUGCAUUAGGAAAUGUUUACAUAAAGUUAAAAUCUUAAAAAAGAAAAGGCACUCUUCAUUUUGGCUCUCCCUUCUGAAGUUUUUCAGCUUCUUGUCUUUACCUGUCAUCCUAAGAACAAUGAUCACAUGUGCAUUGGUCCAAAUGUAUUUACUGGUUUCAUCUUGUUUAUUGGUUGAUUUUUGAAUAUAUCUGUAUCAUUGUUUCACUUAAUGUUGGAGAGAUUUAUAUCAUUAGAGGAAUCUGAUAAUAAUUGGAAAAUUUAGACUCUUGAGAGUUAGGGACUUAGCAGCCCUCCAGAAUUCAACAUUUCUUCCAAUUGUUCGUGGUUUGUUCUAAAUUAGGACAGAGCAGAAAUUAACAAACAUCAUUAAGUUUGAACUUGACUCUAAAAUAUUCUGAAAUCUUUUAGAAAUAUUUAGGAAUAUUAAUGCUUUGUGAUCAAUGUAGAUAAUUUGGACUGAUCCACAAUAGAAUACCUAUGGUUUAUGCUGCUUCCAGUUCUCUGUGGUCCACACUAGGACAUAUUCUUACACUCAUGCACACAUCAGUUUUGAAUUUAAAUUGUGAUAUACACUACAAACAAGACAGUAAUUUAUAUGCGGGCAUAAAUUGGAACAAUCACAUUUGUUGUAGUUAUUGAACACUUUUAUAUUCAUUGAAAUUGGCUUUUCUAAGUAAUAUGAGCCAGUGAUACUCUCAUAGUAGGUUUGUUGACAUAAAUACACAUUUUAGGAACUUACUGGUAUUUCUUGGCAUCAUAAUCAAACACUGGUCAUGAAAUACAUGUGCAUAAACCAAAUGCUGCACUUCCACUGAAGAAGAAAGUGGGGUAAUAUUAGCUAUUUUUAAGUUUCAAGAGAUAUUUCCAUAUAAUAUGAUUGUCAUAGGUAUAGUUUGAUAUUGGCAUAUACUUUGAGAAUCAUCCCCAAAAGAUUUGCGCUUCCAAAACCAGUGAACAAUGGGUGGAAUGGGUGACCAUCUCCUGGGAGCAUAGGUCCCAGUUUUCAGUUUUUCCUUUGGAUAUCAAGUUGCUAAUAACUUCAGGAUUCUCAUCCAAACCAUGUUUGGAUCAACUGUAUGAGACUUAACUGCCUUUUCAGAAAUCUGCUUUCCUGUUUGUGAUUUUUCUUGUACUGUAUAGCACGGUUCAUGCACCUCUCUUUAGAUGGUGUACUUUAAAAACAGAAGUAAAAUACAAAACUGAUUUUAUCACUGCAUACCUAAAAUUAAGAGUGUGCAACAUUAACUGCCUUUGAUUCAUAGUAGACAAGUAAAGCUGAACAUGUUUUAUAGAAUGCUGUAAAAGUCAUUCAGGAAUGAACACAACCUUAAUGCCGCGAUCACGAACCUUUCUACAUGAGUGCACUAACAAGAAGUGCUAAAUGCAUUUUCAGUUUUUGAAAACUUAUUCAGAUGGUAUAUUUGAAAUGUCUAAAAUAAUGCUGUGCUUGAAACAUUAGUGUAAAAGAAAAACAAGUGUGUCACUGUGAUGUUGGUCCCCCUUGUGUGGACAGAAGUAGAAAGUCAAAAACUUGGCAAGUCAUGUUUGUAUAAAAUGAAAGGCAGUGCUUAUAUACAACAAAUUGACUUUGUCAACACCCCCCCCCCAAUUCUUUUGAGAAAUAUAACAACCACCCAGAAACUGAAAUCAGAGCUCUUCUGAUCUGUAUGAAUUGCACCAGCACAUGGGGGAAGAGGGUUGGCACGCAGUGCUUCUGAACAUUGGACUGUGGCUGGAUCAGAGCAACCUCCAUGUACAUGGUAGAAGAACAGACCAAUUAACAGAACCCUAGUAUUUCUGCAAGUUUGAUGAUUCUAAAAAACUGGAAUCGAAGCAUUAAUUCAGUGCUUAGUUCUAGUAUUAGAAACCCCUUUGAUGUAAUGCCUUGUAUUAACCCUUUGAGCAUUGUAAGAUAUACAAUGGGGGAUAAAAGCCUUUCAGAUCAUUUAUUUAGACUUAGACCGGUAAAAUAUACUCUAUAUCCAAAUGUCUAAUUAUGCUGUUUUUUUUAAAGAGGGGGGGUCAGAAGAGAAAGUGUUUCCAUGCUGAACACUUGGAUUUUAUAUUCAACUCUUAAUUUUCCUUCAAGAGGGCUUGAUAUAUUUAUUCCCAAAUAUUCACUGCCAUCUAAGUAAGUGUACUGUUUACAGAAAAAAAAAAAAAAAAAAAACUCAACUUUUCUA